AUGUCGUCGCCUAUCUUGUCUGAAUCCCAUCCUCCUUCGAUUUACGAUCUCUCGCCUCCACACGGCGCUAUCACGGAGAGUGACCAUGGAGGCUAUGUCGUCAUUGCCGGCUGGAUAAUGAUGUGCUUCUUCUCAUUAUCCGUUCUCACUCGAUUAAUGACUAGGUUCAUACCUGUUCGCGUGUAUGGUUCGGACGACAUAAUCAUAGCAAUUGCAAUGGUAAUUGGUAUUGCUCAGACCGCAGCGAUACAUGUUUCGGCAUCAAAUGGGCUAGGACGGCAUAUUCACACGCUCUCUUACGACUCUUAUGAGAUAUUCGCUAAGGCUUAUUAUGCUUCCGACCUGCUCUUCCUAGUCACGAUCUAUCUCGCCAAAGUCUCACUGGUUGUCUUCAUUAUGCGACUUACACCAUCCCACAAUAUCCUCUACUUCUGCUACGGCUUCAUCACAAUACUCACAAUGUGGAUGCUUGCUUCUGUUUUUUCGCUAGCCUUUCAAUGCUCCCUCCCUCAGCCUUGGGACUCGAUGCAACUUCACCUGGCCACUUGCGAGGUGAACAUUGCAGGAUUAUACUACUCGAUUGGAGCUGUCGAUAUUUUGUCCGACAUAGUCAUCAUUGUUACGCCCACAAUCAUUGUGUGGAACGUUCAGAUUUCUCGCGCUCAACGGUUCACUGUUAUUGGUGUCUUCGGCAGUCGUCUUGCAGUGUGUACGUGCUCUGCCCUCCUUCUAGCGUCAAUUCCAGAAUUCAUCAAGUCAUCGGAUCGCAGCUGGGAAGCCGUCACGCCCCAGAUAUGGAGACAAGUCGUCCAAUGUCUUUCACUCAUUACUGCCUGCAUACCCUGUUUGCGCCCUUUCCUGGCAUCACUCGAAUCCGGCUUCAUUGACUCAAGUAUGCGCGGCGUCAUUGGCAAAACUUAUGGGGGAGGUUCAGGACACGAUACCGGCGACAGGAAGGGACCGAGCUCCUUUGCAAUGACUUCUUUUGCCACGCGGGGUCGCAGGGCCACCACCGCCAACGGUACUCUGGGAAAGAACUCCGAGAUUGAGACGAAUACUUUGAUUGAUCUCGAACGAAAUGGAAAUUCCAAAAGAUCAUUAUUAUCACCGAAAUCCGCCGCGACCGAGGUGCACGAGCCAUCUGGGGCACCCAAAAGGAACGGUACCCUACGCUUUGGCCACCAAACGUGUACAUGCAGUCAAGUCCCAUCAACGACAACGAUAACAUCCAACAGCCGCAGAGACUCUAAAAAUUUAGACACAUUCCAGGGUCGAAGAGCAGGGAAGGUCGAGUCAACUGAAGUACCGCCUUCACGGAACUCCGGCGGCCUUGACGACUACAUGCAGCCGGUGAGGAUGGGCGAUGGUCGCAUAAGAGAGACUCGAGAGGUCUUGGUUUCGAUUGAGCACUCAGGCUCGCAUCUCGUGGACGGUUUCCGUUGUGCUCAUGGCCCAGGCGCUUGUUCGAAUCAAGCUAUCGAAGCGCAGUUCAUGCAGGAACAUUCAACCUCUUGCUCAUCAUACCCAAAGGUGGAGGCAGCGUUUCCAACACCAGCACAGUCCACCCCUCGCACCUCCUGUUUCCGGUGA
Molecule: messenger RNA, 1590 nt
Organism: Endocarpon pusillum Z07020
Lineage: Eukaryota; Fungi; Ascomycota; Eurotiomycetes; Verrucariales; Verrucariaceae
Exons: 2
Coding region: 1-1590 (529 amino acids)
Source: RefSeq, a predicted model, not a curated record